UAAUAGAUUAUCACGGGGUCAAAGUCCAAUGCCAUUUCAGUAAUAAGUAAUAAACUUAAUUAUAUUUCAGUCUCCAGUUCGAUUCUCCUAUAAUUAGGCUCUUAGAAAAAGUGAAAAUACGUGUAAAUUAAAUAAACAUAUUUGGAUUAACUAUGGUAGAAGAACCUAUAAUUUCUGUAAAAGAAGGUAAAUUGUGUGGAUUAAUAUCCGAAGAUGCCAGAGGAAAUAAGUUUUAUAGUUUUCUUGGUAUACCAUACGCAAAACCUCCCAUUGGACCACUCAGAUUUAAGGCACCUCUACCUAUAGACCCAUGGGAGGGAGUUUUCAAUGCCAUAGAUGAUGGUAAUCUUUGUGUUCAAGAAGACCCACUAACUAAAACCAUGCAAGGAAGUGAGGAUUGUCUCAAUUUAAAUGUUUACACACCCUGUCUACAGUCAUCAUCAGAUACUUUGAACCCACCUCUAAAACCUGUUAUGGUAUAUAUACAUGGUGGCAGUUUUUUGGCUGGAUCAAACUUAAAAUCACUGCAUGGUCCAGAAUUUUUGGUAGCCGAAGAUAUAGUUGUCGUUUCUAUUAACUAUAGAUUAGGAAUCUUCGGAUUUUUAAGCCUAGAAGAUCACAAACUAAACAUUCCAGGAAACGCUGCACUUAAAGAUAUGGUGCUAGCAUUAAAAUGGGUACAAAGAAACAUACGGUGCUUUAUGGGUGAUCCAAAAAACGUGACCAUUUUUGGAAAUAGCGCAGGCGCAGCUGCAGUUCAUUUUUUAGUGCUUUCACCCUUGGCUAAAGGAUUAUUUCAUAAGGCAUUAUGUCAAAGCGGUUCAGCUCUAAGUAGUUGGGCUUAUGGUAUAAGAAACGGCAAGGUUAUAGGAAGAGCUAUGGGUUUAGAAGAAAAAAGUGAAGAAGAGGUACUUGCAUAUCUCAUGGAGGCAUCUUCAGAAGAGAUUUUUGAAGCUCAAUGUAAAAUUAAUAGUGAGACAGUACAAGGAAACAGAACAAGAUUCAUAGGUGUUGUUGUCGAACCAAAGUCGUGUAAAUGUGAAAAAUUAUUUUCAACUCACCCCGUAAAGAUUCUUCAGUCUGGAAAGUACAACAAGGUACCAAUAUUAAUGGGAUACAAUUCAGGAGACGGAAUGAUUGUAGACGCUAUGGUAGCACCAGAAUUGAAUUACGUAUAUUGGACAGACAAGGAAUUUAAUGUCCCAGGUUUGUUACAACUGAAGAAGGGUAGCACACUAUCCAAACAACUAGGCGAAGAGAUUAUAAAAUUUUAUUUUGGAAAUGGAGAUAUCAGCAGAGACACCCACUUACAAGAAUUCUACGAUGUUAGUAAGAUAACAACUGAUAAUUCUUUUUUAAGAGGAAUAUAUGCAUCAGUAAAAAUUCACAGAAACACAUCAAAAGUACCCAUCUAUAUGUACAGGUUGUCUCUUGAAUCAGAACUCAAUUUUUAUAAGAAAAUUUUAGGCAUUGAACUCCCUGGUGUAUGCCAUGCUGACGAACUUGGAUACCUCUUCAGGACAAUUUUAACUGAAAUUCCUAGCCCAGGAAGUAUAGAAGACGUAGCUCAACGAAGAAUGACAAGACUAUGGACUAAUUUUGCCAAAUAUGGUAACCCUACACCUUAUUUGGAUCCUUCCGUAGGUCUGAUUUGGCCUAGAGUGAUGGACGCCAAUAGAAUUCCUUUUUUAGAUAUUGGGCAAAAUCUAAGGAUUGAUGAAAACCCAGAAGACAACAGAAUGAAAUUUUGGGAUAAGAUAUAUGCCAAAGGGAAAUUAUGUUCUAAAUUAUAGAAAAAUGUAUUUUUCCAAACA
Sitophilus oryzae (rice weevil) is the source of this 1814-nucleotide messenger RNA. Its product is annotated as juvenile hormone esterase-like. Bases 153 to 1793 code for a protein of 546 amino acids. The transcript has 10 exons. The record is from RefSeq and is a predicted model, not a curated record. NCBI's taxonomy places the organism in Eukaryota, Metazoa, Arthropoda, Insecta, Coleoptera, Curculionidae.